Temnothorax curvispinosus is the source of this 4473-nucleotide messenger RNA. RefSeq lists its product as uncharacterized. The coding region runs from base 1 to 4473 and encodes 1490 amino acids. Lineage: Eukaryota; Metazoa; Arthropoda; Insecta; Hymenoptera; Formicidae. Gene Ontology annotation, biological process: DNA integration; proteolysis. The record is from RefSeq and is a predicted model, not a curated record. Gene Ontology annotation, molecular function: nucleic acid binding; aspartic-type endopeptidase activity. The transcript has a single exon.
AUGAAGGGAGAUACCGCCGAUGAACUUAGCCGAAUUUCCAACGCCGCGACGGCCGCUGUUAACGCGCAGGAGAGCAUCGGCCGGCCUAUCGAGUCCCACGGGAUGGACCUCUUCAACCACCUCGUAGUCGAGCUCUUUGAUCCGCGUACGCGUCUCGAGUGGGAGUCCUCCAUCUGCGACUCCAUCAAUCCACCGGAUCACACGGCACUCACAGACUUUAUGACCAAGCGCAUACUAACACUUAAUGCCGCGAAACCGAAACCCGCGUCGAAAGCCACAGAGACACGAUCCGCGAAAACUCACGCCGCGAAACGUGGCUUCGAUCCACAGUGCGCGUUGUGCAAAGGAAAGCACACCCUAAUGACAUGCAACGAUUUCAAGGCCAAGCCGGCCAACGAGCGUAAAUCUUUCGUCGAGACUAAUCGGCUGUGCUACAACUGCCUCGGUAAUCACAUGAUCGCGAAGUGCCAAUCGUCAAAAACGUGCCUGACGUGCAAAUCUAGGCACCACACAAUGCUCCACGAGGCUCAAGUCCCCGCGCCGAAACCCGUGGAGCCGACACCCGCAGAAGUCAGCGCACUAUCCGCAGUGCGUCAAGACGAAGAUAGCAAGGCCGUUCUCCUGGCAACCGCGCGGGUGAUGGUCGCCGACCGCCUCGGAGAUCCUCACGCCGUGAGAGCUCUAAUCGAUCAGGGAUCUGAAGUAUCGAUUAUCUCCGAAUCUCUGGCUCAGCAGCUCCGCCUUAAACGAUCGUACUCCGCCGUGUCAAUCUUCGGGAUCGGCGGCUCAAAAUCGGGAUCGACCCGCGGGAAGGUGACGGUGAGCAUCACCUCCAUCACGACCGGGUCCACCAUCUCCGCCGUCGCGUUCGUUCUGCCGCGUCUCUCGCUGUAUCAGGGCUCGACUACGAGGCGCGCUCCAGCGUGGCCACACAUUCAGGGACUUCCUCUGGCCGACCCGCAGUUCCUGGAUAACGAUCCAGUCGAGAUACUCCUUGGAGCGGAAGUCUGCUCCAUCAUCUUCGAGGACGGCAUCCGCAAAGGAGGGCCUGAAGCGCCCAUAGCGCAGAAGACGGUCCUCGGUUGGAUCCUCUCGGGGGGCUGUGGUGCAACAGAAGGGCACCGCAGUUCACUCCAAUGCACUGCCGACCACGAGCUAGUCGAUCUAGUGCGCCGCUUCUGGGAGCAGGAAACCGACGUCUCCGCUCCCGCCGUUCUCACGCCCGAAGAGGAAGAAUGCGAGGAGAUCUUCGUGCGCACCCACGAACGUACGGCCACCGGACGGUACGUCGUGAGACUCCCGUUCCGGAAAAUUCCAACGAGCCUGGCUGAGACUCGCAAGCCGGCGGAGCGCCUGCUGUCCACCAUGGAGCGACGAUGCGUCCAGGACUCGCGGUUCGGUGAGCUCUACCGAGCCUUCAUGCAGGAGUAUGAAGACCUGCAACACAUGACGGAGGUGAGCACCACCGAAGACAACACCACCGGGAAGUGCUACUUACCACACCAUGGAGUGUUCAAGGAGGCCAGCUCCACCACCAAGCUCAGAGUGGUGUUCAACGGGUCGCAACGCACGAAGUCCGGUGAAUCGUUGAACGCGCACUUACACGUUGGAGCUAAUCUCUUGCCCGCGCUCGCCGACGUGAUCUCGCGUUGGCGCCGGUACCGCGUAGCACUCGUGUCGGACAUCAAACAGAUGUAUCGCCAAAUCCUCGUGCACCCUGAAGACCGCGGAUUCCAGCGAAUCUUGUGGAGACGAAAGGUGACCGAGACACUGCGCGAACUGCUCCUGAAUACGGUGACGUACGGCCUCGCGUGUUCACCGUUUCUCGCGAUCCGGUCACUUAUUCAGUUGGCUAACGACGAAAAGGCGCGACAUCCGCAGGGCGCCGUCGCACUGCUCGAGGACCGUUACGUCGACGACGUUCAGACGGGGACGGACACAAUACCCGGCGCGAUCGCGUUGCAAACGGAACUUCGCGAACUUUGCAUGGCGGGCGGGUUUCCGCUUCGGAAGUGGUCGUCCAAUUGCGAGGAAGCUUUAGAAGGCAUUCCCCGGGAACACCGUCUGUUCCAAGAACCGCACUCUUGGCAGAACGAAAGUCAGACCACGUUAGGUCUCCUUUGGUACCCGAGCGAGGACAGCUUCGCGUUCGCGAUACACCCGCGCACGAUAACUCAGUACACGAAACGACACGUCCUCGCGGAAACCGCACGUCUCUUCGACCCACUGGGAUGGCUCGCUCCGGUCAUAAUCCGCGCCAAGAUAUUAAUUCAGUCUGCAUGGCUGCAGCAGCUGGAUUGGGAUACUCCGCUCCCUUCCGCCGACGCUCACCGCUGGGAGCUCCUCUUCAAGGAACUCCCUUUGCUCGAAGGCCUCCGCGUGAAUCGCUGGCUCGGCACUGGCACCGAGAAUCAGCACUUGGAAAUACACGGCUUCGCCGACGCAUCCGAACGAGGAUAUGCCGCAGUCGUGUACCUCCGCGUCUCCUCAGACAACCUCCAGGCUGUACACAUCCUGGCCGCCAAGAGCAAAGUGGCACCGGUGAAGCAAGUGACACUGGCGCGCCUCGAACUGUGUGCCGCCGCGUCACUUUCGAAUCUCGCAAAGCACUAUCGCACCACUUUAAGUCUGUCCACAGCACCUGUCUUCCUCUGGUCAGACUCUAAGACCACACUGCAGUGGAUCCGAGGGCACUCUUCCCGCUGGAAGACCUUCGUCGCAAACCGCGUGGCUCACAUCCAGACGCAGAUUCCCGACGCUCAAUGGCGACACGUCCCAGGGCGGGACAAUCCAGCCGACUGCGCCUCAAGGGGGAUCGCACCAAGUGAGCUACUGCACCAUCCCUUGUGGUGGACAGGUCCAGCCUGGCUCCAGGAGGACCCCUCUCACUGGCCGAACGAGGACUCCGAACUACCCGCAGACCAGAUGCCCGAACAACGAGUCGUGGUGCAAGCCGCCACUGAGAAGAGUGAAGUCGAGCCUGACAUGCUACUCAGGUUCUCAUCCCUGCACCGGCUACUGAGAGUCACGGCCUGGUGCUCGCGCUGGCGACACUCCGUCGCCCGCACGACGCUCACGCUUCAACCUGACGAGAUAGAUGAGGCACUGUUUCUGUGGCUCCGCGUGGUGCAAGGGUUGCACUACGCCGCCGAAGUCACCGCAGUCGCCUUCAACCGCACUGUACCACUGAGGAGCUCACUGGUUCACUUAAAUCCAUUCCUGGAUGACCACGGCGUGUUACGAGUAGGAGGACGCCUGAAGCACGCUCCGCUACCGCAGGAUGAGAAGCACCCAAUGAUCGUCCCACCAUCUUCGUGGCUCACUCGAUUGCUGAUCGACUCCUGCCACCGUCGAACGCUGCACGGGGGAGUGCAGCUCACUCUCGGGCUCCUCCGCCUUCGAUUCUGGAUCCCUCGAGGUCGGGCCGUGGUCAAACAGAUGCUGCAUCGGUGCGUCACGUGCACGCGAUGGCGAGCGGCCACACCGCAGCCGCCCAUGGGAAAUCUACCACGAGGACGAGUCACACCAGCGCGCCCGUUCCUCCGGACCGGCUUGGACUACGCCGGCCCCAUCCUCAUCCGCACGAGCCGGGGACGAGGGCACAAGGCCCACAAGGCCUUCAUCGCCGUGUUCGUAUGCCUCAGCUCCAAGGCCGUGCAUCUCGACGUGGUCUCCGACUAUACGACGGAUGCAUUUCUGGCUGCAUUCCGUCGCUUCACAGCACGUCGAGGCCUCUGCGAGGAGAUCUACUCGGACUGUGGCACCAAUUUCGUCGGCGCUGACCGAGUUCUCCAGGAUAUGUUCCGCGCGUCAUCCGCCGACGGCCGUCACAUCGCCCAUUCUGUCACCUCCGAAGGUGUGAAAUGGCACUUUAAUCCGCCGGCCGCACCACACUUCGGCGGACUUUGGGAGGCAGCGGUAAAAUCCACGAAACAUCACCUGCGACGAGUGAUCGGAGAGAGCACACUCACUUUCGAGGAAAUGUCCACGUUCCUCGCACAAGUCGAAGCCUGCCUGAAUUCACGACCGCUGCAGGCUUUAUCUGACGACCCGGACGAUAUUUCCGCACUCACACCGGGGCAUUUCCUGAUCGGCGCCCCGCUGCUGGCCGUGCCCGAGCCUUCACUCGAGGAGACUGCCGACGGCACGCUAUCCCGGUGGCAGCACAUUCAGAAAAUGCGCGAUCACUUCUGGUCUCGAUGGUCACGGGAAUAUAUCCACGGGAUGACAGCCCGGCCGAAGUGGCACAAAACCGAGGACGUCCCGGACGUGGGAGCCUUGUGCCUCGUGCGCUCCGAGAACACUCCGCCGAGUCGAUGGCCUCUCGCCCGGAUCGUGAGACUGCACCCAGGGGACGACGGCGUGGUCCGCGUUGCAACGAUUCGGACAGCCACCUCAGAGCUCGUGCGCCCGCUGUGCAAGCUCGUGCUACUUCCCCGGAUCAAGGACCAGCCGCCGCCGACGGAUGCGUGA